This is a messenger RNA of Volvox carteri f. nagariensis, 514 nucleotides long. RefSeq lists its product as uncharacterized. The transcript has 4 exons. The annotation marks the transcript as partial. The record is from RefSeq and is a predicted model, not a curated record. Gene Ontology annotation, cellular component: mitochondrion. Lineage: Eukaryota; Viridiplantae; Chlorophyta; Chlorophyceae; Chlamydomonadales; Volvocaceae.
GCAGAAAUCGCAACAGAGAAAUAUGGACUUGAGGCUGGCUUGUUUAAGGCAUUUACCUCAAAGAACGCUGAUGGCAAACUAAGUAGCACGGAGCAGGCGAAGCAGCUUCUCACCCAGUACGGCUCUGCAUACCUAAUCACGUCAAUUUCAUUCGCGGUCGUCUCUUUCGCGGCCUGCUACUUUGCUGUGGACGCGGGUGUGGACGUUGCUGGUCUGCUGGCGAAGAUCGGCAUUCAGGUAUCCGACACGAGCGAGAAGGUGGGCACCUUUGCUCUGGCGUAUGCUGCGCACAAGGCGCUGUCGCCGGUGCGGUUCCCGCCCACGGUCGCUUUGACACCUGUGGUGGCCAAGUACUUGGGCAAGAAGAAGGAUGCUGGCGCACAAGGAGGUGGCAACUAGGGCGCGGCCCUGCGGAGCUGUAAUGACUGGCGCGUUCGAGUUGGAGGCUGUAUUAUAUUCUAAUGACGGAGAAUGGAGCAUGAAUGAGGUUGCGAGUGUGGAUGAGAGCAGUGAG